Drosophila ficusphila is the source of this 2041-nucleotide messenger RNA. RefSeq names its product spermine oxidase. Lineage: Eukaryota; Metazoa; Arthropoda; Insecta; Diptera; Drosophilidae. Gene Ontology annotation, molecular function: polyamine oxidase activity. The record is from RefSeq and is a predicted model, not a curated record. The transcript is spliced from 2 exons. Bases 204 to 1733 code for a protein of 509 amino acids.
GCACACGGGCAGAGCGGCACGUUUCCAUGUGAUGUUUUCGGUUUUCGGCUUUCAGUUUUGUUUGCAUUUUCCGCGGAGCUGGAGUUUUCCUAGCAGCGAACCUAAAGUAUAUUGAAUUGAAAUCCCGGCAGAAUGUUCAAUUGUUGAAUUAAUUCGGUGAAACAGUUUUCAAAGUUAUUUUGAAGCAGAUUCAGUUCCCCGGAAUGAGCGGCGCACAGCGGAAUCUGGAUCGCAAGAUCGUCGUAAUUGGAGCUGGAGCCUCGGGCGUGGCCUGUGCCACCAAGCUCCUGGAACUGGGAUUCCAGAACGUGCUGGUUGUGGAGGCAGAGGAUCGUCUAGGUGGUCGGAUACACACCAUUCCCUUUGCGGAUAAUGUAAUCGAUCUCGGAGCUCAGUGGUGUCACGGCGAAAGGGAUAACAUUGUCUAUGAGCUCACCCAGAAACAGGAGGAGGAGCUGCUGGAGUCCACGGGUCCCGUUUAUGAGAACUACCAGUGCGUCCGAUCAAAUGGAGAUGUGGUGCCCGAUCAUGUGGCCAGUCGCCUUAAAGCCAUUGUGGGUGAUUCCCUGGUCACCCGCCAGUUGGAACUAAGACAGUGUAGUGGUUCCUUGGGCAGCUAUCUGACCAACAAAUUCUACGACACUCUGCGACGUCCGGAGAACUCUGAUAUUGAUGCCGAGGUGGCCAGGGAGUUCUUUGUUAAUUACCAGAAAUUCGAAAACUCCGUUGAGGCCUCGGAUUCCCUGGAACAGGUUUCUGGCCGGGGUUACCUGGAUUACUGGGAGUGCGAGGGCGACAUCCUGCUCAACUGGAAGGACAAGGGCUACGUGGAGCUCCUUAAACUCCUUAUGCGCUCCAGGGAACUGAAAGUGGAGCACGGAGUUCUGGAGCAGCGAUUACUUUUGUCCACUCGAGUGACAAAGAUUCAUUGGAACCGAAAUGAUGGACGCGUGGAACUCCAGCUGAGCAAUGGAGACAUUUGCAUAGCUGAUCAUGUGGUGGUCACCGUUUCCCUGGGAGUCCUCAAGGAUCAGCACUUCCGGCUCUUCGAGCCACAGCUUCCCGUGGAGAAACAACGUGCCAUUGAUGGUCUGGCUUUUGGCACUGUCAACAAGAUAUUCAUAGAGUUUCCCGAGGCUUUUUGGCCGGAGGACUGGACGGGAUUUACUCUCCUCUGGAGGGAUGGGGAUCUGGAUGAUAUUCGCGGCACCUCAAGAGCUUGGCUGGAGGAUGUCUUCGGGUUCUACAGGGUGAGCUAUCAGCCGAGAAUCCUGGCUGGUUGGAUAACCAACGAGAAUGGCAGGCACAUGGAAACAUUGCCAGUGGAUGAGGUCCAGGCUGGUGUGAUGUACCUCUUCCGAAGGUUCCUCAAGUGGAAAAUUCCAGAGCCCACGAACUUCCGCACUUCCGCUUGGUACACAAAUGAUAACUUCCGAGGAUCCUAUUCCUAUCGAUCCAUGGACACGGAGCAACUGGGCACGGGAGCCAGGGAGUUGGCUUAUCCCCUGACUGUGGUGGCCACCACGCCGGAGAGGGAGAAGGAGUCGGAGGACGAUGCGUGGCAGCAGAGUCGCUGCGACCGACCGAUUGUCCAGUUUGCAGGAGAGGCUUCCAGCGAGCACUACUACUCCACGGUUCAUGGAGCAGUGGAGGCCGGAUGGCGGGAGGCCAGACGAUUGGCCCAGUUCUACGGACUAAGUGCCUCCCGAUCCGGAACCAAGUCGCAACUCUAGCUGUAAGUUAUCAGGGGGGGAUAUCGUAGGAUAUAGCCAACAGCGAUACCUGACCCAUUAGCAUGGGUAGAUGUGAAAUUAGUCUCUGUCUUCGCACUACGAAAAACAAUCAAGAAAACUGAACAAUACAUCCUGGAUAGACUUCAUAUGCCUAAGCUAAAUUUACACGUUUGCCAUAGGUUAACAUAGAUGACGGAUUAUAUAUAGACUAUAUAUAUAUAUGUGUAUGUGUACGUGAGCAUGUCAAUAUGUCAACAAGUGUGCUGCCCAAUAAAGCUGUGUUUAAGUCUUCUCGAAAUCUUACUGAA